Messenger RNA from Epithele typhae, 1905 nucleotides. Its product is annotated as wax ester synthase-like acyl-CoA acyltransferase domain-containing protein. Lineage: Eukaryota; Fungi; Basidiomycota; Agaricomycetes; Polyporales; Epitheliaceae. Gene Ontology annotation, molecular function: long-chain-alcohol O-fatty-acyltransferase activity; diacylglycerol O-acyltransferase activity. Gene Ontology annotation, cellular component: plasma membrane. Gene Ontology annotation, biological process: triglyceride biosynthetic process. The transcript is spliced from 9 exons. Bases 1 to 1905 code for a protein of 634 amino acids. The record is from RefSeq and is a predicted model, not a curated record.
AUGGACAACUUCGAGAAGGACGGCGCGUCGCCACCGACAGCCAUCGACACGCCUGCGUCGUACUAUUAUGGCGACGACGCGACACGGCUUCCUCCGAUCCCCGAAGACCUCGAAGAGCACCUCCGCGCGAAAGGCGUUCGGCGCUCGGCGCUCGGACAAGUGGCGGACGCCGUGGAGGAUGAGUUUGACCACCGCCGGCGGACGAUGGGCGGCGUCGACCAAUUCUGGCUCGUCUUGUCCGACGUCACCGACUUCAACCCCGUUCGCUCGGCUUCCUCCGACUGCACGUCCAUCGAGACGCUGCGCGGGAUCGUCACCGAGGAGGAUGUCAUCGAACAACAUAAGGAACUGGUGGACAAGUUCCCGCGCCUGCGCCAGAAGGUCGACGGCCUCGGUCGCCUCUGGCAUGGCGCCGUCUUCGUCGACGACCCCGACUACGACCCCCGCAACCAUGUCUUCCGCUGCUCCCUCCCCGCUCCCGCUGGCAAGGUCGAGCUCGAUGACCUCAUCGGCGACGUGUUGUCGCGUGGGUGGGACCUCACGCGUCCUCUCUGGGAUGUUACACUCAUCGACAACUACCACGAUGGCGAGCAGGUUGUCUCCGUGCUGGUGACGAGAGCUCACCAUACACUGUCGGACGGCCAAGGAUUCGUCAUCAGCCAGCUCUACCUCACAUCCUACUUCGACGACUUCGCAAAGCAAGUCAGGACCGGCCUCGACAAGUUCCGCAAGGCCAAGCGUGGCCUUCUCCCUCCCUCCGAAUACAAACCCGCUCUCAAACCACUCGAUCCGUUCGCCGCUAGCGCCAUCUUCGGCCCUUUCAUCCACCUCUUCCUCGCUAUUCUCUUCUGGCUCACGUCGGUCUGGCAAGCCAUCCUGUCCUCCCAGAUUUGGAGUAACUAUGAGGCCGCCCGGACCAUCAUCUUCUUCCUCCUCACCUUCUGGCGCACCGAGAAGCUUUAUCCCGAAUUCCCCAGCGGCUACUCACACUCCUCGGGGUCGAACACACACAAGCGCGAAUAUGCAGGGUCUCGCAUCUUCAGUCUCCAAGACAUCAAGGCCAUUCAGCAGGCGUUCUCCGGUCCCCGUCCUGGCGCGGCCGUGGCGGGCGUCCCGCGCGAGCGUCGUCAGAAUGCGGUGCGCGGCAAGGGCCACGUCACGCUCAACGAUGUCAUAUGUGCAGUCAUGGCGGACGUCGUCGCGGGCAUGGUGGCGGACAAGCCGGAGCCGAGCAGCGUCCUGGGCAGGGUCAGACGGGCGGUCAACCGGAUCUUCCCUCCUCGAUUGAGCUUCAUGAUCCCGGUGAGCAUUCGCAAGCCCGGCGACCUGUCGAUGCGCAACCUCUCCACGAUGUCUAUCGUCAACCUGCCACCACCGCCGGUGCGUGCACUCAAUACCGACGCAACCGUGCGCGAACUCCACGCGCACAUACACCGCUGUCGCUACGAGCUCGCGCUCUUCAAACACUCGUCGUGGCCCAAGUUUUGGUUCCGCCUCAUCGAGCUCUGCGCCCAAACGCCCAUCCUAUUCCCCCUCUCAUGGUUCCGCCGAGUCCACGACGCGUCAAAUCCGUUCACGCGACUGUUCCGAGCCGCGCUCAUUGAACCCAUCAUCACGACCCUCCUCGAAUCUCCUGUCGCUGUGCUCACCAACAUACCUGGUCCGACGAAACCGAUCACGACGAGUAACGUCGAGAUAGCGACCUGGCACGCGCUCCCGCCGCAAGCCGGCGCCGGGACAUUGGCCAUCGGCGUACUCUCGUACGCGGGCGGCGUCUCGCUUGCGAUCGCGGGAGACCGCAUCCCUGGUGGGGAGGGUGUCGCGCGGGAGCUUUGUGCGCGGUUCGAGGGGCGGUUCGCGCUAUACGUGGAGCGGGCGCGGGAGGUUCUGGAGAGGCAAGAUUGA